Orbicella faveolata is the source of this 2299-nucleotide messenger RNA. Its product is annotated as calcium/calmodulin-dependent protein kinase type II alpha chain-like. Gene Ontology annotation, molecular function: protein kinase activity; ATP binding. The record is from RefSeq and is a predicted model, not a curated record. Lineage: Eukaryota; Metazoa; Cnidaria; Anthozoa; Scleractinia; Merulinidae. Gene Ontology annotation, biological process: protein phosphorylation.
CGUUUUUAAAGAAUCUACGAGUACACUCAAGAUCGACGAGGAGAUUCCUCUGAGAUCGCUCUGGAACCAUAAUCUAUGUCGCUGAAUUCACUAUCAAACAGCGCUACUACUUCAUAUGCUCACGUACUCUUUCUUUCGAUUUUUCUAGAGCCAUUUGAUUAGCUCUCGGGUGUCUGUCUUGCUCCUUCUCUGGUUCACUGACCAUAACUGUUUGGGUUUGUAUUUAGAGGCUCUAAAUAUAGAACAAGUCCACCGCGCCGCCAGGUAUCAAUCACUAUAAAGACCUAUACAUUUAAUACAUUUUGGUCUUGAAAUGACUCUGCCGUCAUGGCAGCCCCCCAGAGAAAAAAGCUUGGGCUCUCGAUUUGAGCCAUUUAAAGUUUGGAAAAAAUCCUUUUAAAUACACAUGACUGUAAAAGGAACUUGUUAGAUCGAAAGGGUACAAGUCUAGUAUUGUAGAAAAUCAGUCUUUGGGUAAAUCUAGUCGGCCAUGAAUUAAUUGUUUCCGCCUCGCUGCCGGUAACACUCGAUCCUGAUAAUCCAAUACGCGGAUUUUCAUAGUCAUAACUCAUAGCACGAUUUUUUUUAUCCUUAACAACUUGGGACACUUAGGGACUUUCGUGACACAGGUGAAGAGAGAAAUUAUUCUUUUCAAGACAUUUUGAAGAAUGAUCUGUAUCAGGUUCUUUUCCGCUUGUCGCCCACGGUGGCGUGCAAUACUCCUGUAAUUGUCUGAUUAUGUGACCGGUGUUUCCUUUGGGUGGCUGCGUAACAGCCCAGUGUUUCCUGAGGCACGCGAUGAAUACAAACCACAAAAGAACAACAUUGAAUGUGUGAGACCAGAAUCUCCGCGCAACCACAAGACCACAACAGCCGCGAAAACCUGUCAAAGAAUUUGCUUGUUAAAAUUCUGGAAGGUCAUUAAAUUUCGGUGUUACCGUUUGGGCACUCAUUUAUAACGACUUGACUUCAAUUGAAAGAGCUGCCUCUUAAGCAAGCAAUUUGUCGUUUCUUCCCACCCACAGAAUCAUCUACUCUCCUGUGUAACAUUGUGAAAUAUUUAAUAUGGCGACCCUCACGGAUAGGGCGUUUGGUCAAGAUUUCGAAAUGAAAGACUUCAUUGGCCAAGGAACCUUCGCAAAAGUCUUCAGAUGCGUGGAAAGAAAAACUGGGCGCGAUUUUGCAGUGAAGGCCUUUCAAAACGAAGAUGAAAAUUUUGAUCCGAAGCUCAUUGACAACGAAGUUGAUAUUUGGAGGACAUUACAGCACCGCAACAUUGUAUCUCUAUACAAACGUUUUCAUGAGCAUAGUCGCGUGUGGGUUGUGCUGGAAUUCGUGAGUGGAAAAACUCUGCUGGAGGAAAUAAUGAAUCAAAUCGUGUUUCCUGAAGAAGAAAGCAGAAAUAUUAUACUGCAGCUUAUGGAGGGCCUUGAGUACCUUCACCGAAACAGAAUUGUUCAUCGUGACAUUAAAUCGGACAACAUUCUCCUACAAAAAGUUGAUGGUAAAACGAUCGUGAAACUCACAGAUUUUGGACUUGCACGUCGACUUCCGCAGGACUCUGACGUCAUCAAAUGUGACGUGCAAGGCACACCAUUGUACCUCGCACCUGAAACAAUUCUAGCCGAUCCUAUUGGUCCAGCGGUUGACAUCUGGGCAUGCGGAGUGAUUCUGUUCUUGUUACUUGUGGGUUAUCCACCAUUCUGGCAAAAUGAUGACAGGAAAUUGAUGUUACUGAUUGUUGAAGGAUGCUACAAUAUGUCAGCGCGCUACUGGGACGAAGUGUCAGAUGACGCUACAGAUCUUGUCAAACGAAUGCUUGUGGUUCAUCCUCACAAGCGAGUAACAGCUUUUAAAGCUCUGAAUCAUCCGUGGAUAACAGACUUUGAAGGAAAUGAGGAGGAGGCAAAUGGACACUGUACAAAUAAUUUUAUUUCAAGAUAGCAAGCACAAUCACCAAACCGUAAUUGAGAAAGUCCUAUUUUCCUAGUAUCCGAGUUCAGCUAUCCGCGAAAAAGUGAUCGAUAUUGUCCGGAAGGUCAAUAACUGAAAACAACCAAUCAGAUUGCUCGAUUGCUAGCCUAAUAUUCAAGUCUUCGACCGGGUAAUGUCCCGGAUUAUCUCGUCCAAAAACUCUUAUUAUUUUUCUUUGUUCCUUGCUUUUUUGCGGAAAACGUCAGGCUCUCAAACAGAGUUGCGCUAUUACAUUUUAUGUUGUCUUCACAGUUUGUUAUGGUGGGAUUCUUUUCUAACAUUAUCAGUCAUGUAAUAAAUCUCUUAUUAGCCAGCCGAACGUGCU